CACAUGGGCAGGCCUGGUGGUGUUCAUUGAUGAUAAGAUCCUAAAUCUUACGAGUUAUCCCAAAUGGUUCAAAACGUAAACAUCUCGUCUGCUACUAUAACAAUCAGUCUUCCGUCAGUAAGUUUAGUCCUUGAGAAUUUUGUUGUGUCUCUGGAAUUUCAUCUGUUCUGGCUUGGCCGCGACUUCAUCAUCAUGACCACAGACUGGGUUUCGAGGAACUUCGGAAACGAGGACUUCAUCCCUCUAAGUUCCAGUAUCGAAAGGGAACAGUGGACUUUACAGCGGCUGAACUCCUCUGGAGAGGAAAGUGAUGCGACCGACGGCAGUUCGAGCCCGGCGUCAUGCUGGAGUACGGAAGCAAUUGACGACGAACUUUACUUGGAGUAUCUUUUCUCACAAGGAUUAGCCGAUUCUAUUGAAAAACCGAACCCCGUGAGUAAUGAAAUAGUUAAAACAUCCAGCCCACAAGUAAGUGCAUUUUGUGAUAGUUACUGUGCUAGUGUCUUCAAUGAAAAACAUUCGGGCCAUUUUACAACAACCGAGGACGUUUUCCACAACAAUAAUGACUUGGUUGUGCUUGGUGUAGGAUUGAAAAACCUUAUGCAAGCGCAAAGCGUGAAUUCUCAACAACCAAACUACAGGCAGCAGUUAAACAAGUUGUCACAAGCACAAUUAAAAGCCCAAAAACUAAAAUCGUGUGCUAAUUUGUCUGAUUUGUUGUACAACUGCAAUUCAGUGAGAACUACUGUGUCGGUGAACUGUAAGCACAACCCUUUAAUGUCGUCUGCUGCUGGAAUUCGAGCAGGGACUCCGUCCAAUGUCAUGGAGAUGCUGCAUACGAUCAGACUUAGGGCGCCAAGACAGACGAACCGCGCGGGCAGCGCAAAGGAAAAAGCUGAAGACAAGAUCUAUCACUGUACGUACCCGAACUGUCAGAAGGUUUACAGCAAAAGUUCGCAUCUAAAAGCGCACCUUCGAAGACAUACCGGUGAGAAACCGUUCGUCUGCACGUGGCCGGCUUGCGGGUGGAAGUUCUCCCGGUCUGACGAACUUGCGCGGCACAAACGGUCACAUUCUGGAAUAAAGCCAUAUCAGUGUAAAAUCUGCGAGAAGAGGUUCUCUCGGUCGGACCAUUUGUCGAAACAUUUGAAGGUUCACAGGAAAAGAUAACUGCCGGAAACCGGAUCCCUGGAAAGUUUUGGAUAACAUCCGCACUUGGUUGCCGGUUGCGACGUUCAGUUCCCGGUCCAGUGCCGCGCCGUCCCGUCGUCAUAUAGGGCAGUGGACAUGUCUCUACGGAAUAGUUCAGUGUAGGAAGGAAACGAGUACAAGGCGAGUUGAAAUCACCAAUAGUUAAAACGUCGCCUUUUCGCCCAUGGCCAUGGUUGUGACGUUGUGCCGGUGUGGCGGGGAUAGUAGUCCUAGGGCUGAUAGUCCGUGUAACAAUAGCCCGCAUUGCUAAAUGUUUUGGUUAGGGUUAGCGGUACAAUAGAUCAUGCUGCUUAAUUGGUCAAAUACAAUGCUACCGGACUAUGACUCCAGGGGGACUAUAUCCGCUGUCACACCGGUAAGGGCCAGAAAUGGUAGAAGGCGGACAACGGACUCUCUGCGGAAUUCUGAGAGAUACAGAUAAAGAUUCAACAUGUUAAACGGGUUAAAUAAUGACACAUUCAGCAGAUCUGCGCCAUGUUGUGCCAUCAGCGUCCGACAGUGUUAAUGUAUGUCGCGUUAUUUUAUGUAUUUGGAUGGAUGUGAUUACGUGGAUUUUGAUUUACAAGCAAAGUUUAAACGUAGUAACGCAUGUGUAUGUUGUCAUGUUGACAUGGAAAUCCAGUUUUUCAUCCUGAUGGCGACUGGUUCAGUGGUAUAUCGAACAUACAGUGGUAUAUUGUGUACAGUUUGUUUGAACAUGGUCCGAAGACGAGUACGUUUAGUAGUUGUGAGAAAGACAUUCAAUGCGAUCAGAUAUCUUCGAUAUCUUGGCAUAGAUUUAUCGAGAACAGAUUUUACUAAGAGUGUAGAUAGGAUAUAUAGAUUUGAUAUAUCAAGAAUUGGAUUGUACAGUAUGUAAUCGAUUACGAACCAUGAUAACUAAAAGUUUGGCAUAAUUAGAAAGGACAAUCAACAUUUGACACGUUGACAGACUUGUCUUGGAGGGAUCGUCUCCGCAGUGAAUAGUGUGCCAAUGUUACGGUCCUUCCACUUUUAAUCUCCCUUAUGGGGAGCGGGUACAGGCGAAAAUGUUAAGAAAUGAGAGGCAGUACUGGUCAGAAGUAAUGUCACAAUACGCAAAUCCUUUAUACAUUGUGCGAUGUGCUGGCGAUAUGACUUUGCAUGACCAGUAGGGCGAUUAUAUUUCCUUUCCCGGUAUUAUCAAGAGGUAUUAUAGUAACAGACUGCUUUGGGAAAUGUAUCAAUGGACUAAUGCCUUAAUUUAGAUCUCAAGUCGAGGGGUUAUGUAAACUGACUCUCAAUAUCGGAAAUUGUGCCGGAGUGAUGGUGAAUCAAGCAAAACUAUACAUGUAUAUAAUUUCAGACAAACUUUUAAUUCUUUUGGUAAAAAUAGAAUUUUGAGGUGGUCCUUUAACUGGUACAAGGUGCUAAAUAUCAAUAGGUUGAAUUUGUUGCAAUGGUACGCUUUAUGGUGAUAAUAAUCUGGGUACUUGAAAAUACAUGUAACAUCACUGGGAAAUGAAUGAUUGACACAGAAGUAAAUCUCGACUUGAAGUAGAAUGUACUUUGAACCAUGUCAUUGGACACAUUUUCUAAUUACUUAUGAAACCCGUAAUGCAAACGAAACGAAGUCGAAUGAAUCAUCGAAAUGACACCAGAAAUGCACAUGUGAAUCUAACCGCCGGUAGGCUUACUUCAGUGAAAACACUUUCCCAAACAAGCCUGCCGGCGACAGUUGAUCAUGCGGUUACGUAUCAUCAUAAUGUGCCUAAGAUGCAUGGUUGUGAAAUGGGGAUAGUUUUUCUCAACUUGAGAUAGAGAUGAGGCCUGAUUUACUGCAGGUUGCCAUUGCAUUUUUCUACCAAAUGACACCCAAAACUUCCCGAUCAUGAACUGGGUAUUUUUUGUUAAAUACUCAAAAUGUAAUCAUUCAACCCGGAAAUUAUCAAUCAUAAAGCGUACCAUUGCGCAAGUUACUUUAAAUCGCAUAUAUCUAACUGAAUCAUUGAAUUUAUAUUUUGAGAGAUAAAAUUGUUAUAUCGA
Messenger RNA from Lineus longissimus, 3216 nucleotides. Its product is annotated as Krueppel-like factor luna. Lineage: Eukaryota; Metazoa; Nemertea; Pilidiophora; Heteronemertea; Lineidae. Gene Ontology annotation, biological process: regulation of transcription by RNA polymerase II. The transcript has a single exon. Gene Ontology annotation, molecular function: RNA polymerase II cis-regulatory region sequence-specific DNA binding; DNA-binding transcription factor activity, RNA polymerase II-specific. Bases 64 to 1170 code for a protein of 368 amino acids. The record is from RefSeq and is a predicted model, not a curated record.